AUGUUGGUUGGUACCCCCCACCUGCUGACACUGGAUGAAGCUGAUGCCACCUGGACCCUCAUCAAGGAUAAAGUUAUCGAGGAGCGCUUUGGGCCCAAUGUAGUGGCAGUACCUUUCCUGUCGGAUGCAGCCUGCUAUGACCUACUGGGUGUGCUAGUGAAGCAGUCCCGCCCAGCCCACACCCGCCUGGCUUUACCAGGUUGGCAGGGUCGGCGGGCACUACAACCAGUGGGGCCGCUACCAAACCUCCUGGAGCAGGCAGGGUCUGAGGGUGCCUUUGCCCACUGCACUCGGGAAUACUCACCAAACGGCCGAGCAGAGAUAGCCUAUGAAGAAAUGCGACUGUUGGAUGGGCAGCCCUGCCGGAUCCGCCUGCACAUGGGUGGCCUACGCAAGAAGGUGGCCUUCCUGCUGCUGCCACCAGGGCAAGUGAGCCUACAGCAAAAUCUUCCCUGGCUCCGAAGCACCCACAGCAUCUAUGUCAUCUACCAGGUCUUCUCCUGUUCCUGGCUGCAGCUGGGGCUGUUACCUACAGCCCGAGAGCCCCAGCUGCUCCGGUUACAACGGUCACUGCCUAUUGCCUUCUCCUGCCUCAAGUUUUCACUGCAGCCCAAAGGAGUGCUGGGACCACAGAAGCCUCUGACCAAAGAUCCACUGCCCCGUGGUGCCAACUGGGUCAGAUCCAACCUUGGCAUCAUGCCACCUCCGGCCCCCACGUCAGUUGCUGCAGAUACCCCUGAAGCUGCGGAUGUGCCUCCGCCUGUCCCAGCCCCACCUACACCACCUCCUCAGGAAGGGCCAGAGGGCAGACCCACCAGAUUCUCCUAUAAAGGCCGAAACCCCUUCCGCAGGGGACCCCAGAUGUUGUCAGAGAACUGGCUCUUCAGCCCCCGCAGCCCCCCACCAGGAGUCCAGGGUGGGGGCCCCGGGGACCCCGACCGGCACUCCAUGUCCCUGCCCCUGCUGCAGGGUCUGUCCUCAGAGUUCGACAGCGACGAAUGA
Ailuropoda melanoleuca (giant panda) is the source of this 1002-nucleotide messenger RNA. It is a transcript of the gene C8H11orf42, whose product is annotated as chromosome 8 C11orf42 homolog. The coding region runs from base 1 to 1002 and encodes 333 amino acids. NCBI's taxonomy places the organism in Eukaryota, Metazoa, Chordata, Mammalia, Carnivora, Ursidae. The transcript has 3 exons. The record is from RefSeq and is a predicted model, not a curated record.